AUGCAAUGGGGUUGUCGCAGUAUACACCCCAUGUUUCCUCGUCUCGCUAUCCUCUCAGCGACGCUUGCGGCGUUCGCUGUCACCUUUGUAUCGGGGACGUCCUCGGCCGGACACAGUUCCUAUCAUCUCAAACCCUUCCACAUCGAUCUCGGCCAUGGUGUGCCGCACCUCAAAGCGCUGCUGAAUGAAAUCCGGCUGCCAAAUGCCCCGCUGUACCCCGGAUCCAGUCCGACCUACGGAGUCGAUCUCGCCGAUCUCAAAAGCUGGAAGAAGACGUGGCUGGGGACGUACGAUUGGGACAAGGAGGAGGCUGCUAUGAACCGAUUCAAUCAUUUCACGGCUCAUAUCGAGGGACUUGAUAUUCACUUUGUCCAUCAGAAAUCGCAAGUCCCCGGCGCGAUCCCGGUUUUGCUCUUGCACGGAUGGCCCGGUUCCUUUUACGAAUUCGAGCCAGUCAUUUUGCCGCUGACACAACCCUUCACCAACGCGAAUGGGUCCACCAUCGCUUUCGAUGUGAUCGUUCCAUCACUGCCUGGUUUUGUCUUCUCCUCCGCGCCACCGUUCAACUGGACCGUCGACGACACCGGCCGUGUCUUCGAUACGCUGAUGACAAAGGUCCUCAGCUACGAGAACUAUACGGUACACGGUACCGAUUGGGGCAGCCCGGUGGCGUACUCCAUGUACAGCCACUUUAACGCAACCGUCAGCGCCGCCAAUUUUGUCUUUCUGCCGUUCUUCCCCCCGACGCCCGCGGAGGUGGCUGCGGCGAAUGUGACGCUCAGCCCCGUGGAGCAGGUGACCCAAGCCCGGGCUGCGGAGUGGUCGUCGACUGGGAACGGGUACUACCUCGAGCAGACGUUCAAGCCAAACGACAUCGGGCUGGCGCUGUAUGACAAUCCUCUCGGACAGCUCGCCUGGAUCGGGGGCAAGAUCAAACUCUGGUCGGAUCCGCGCGCGGGGCAGUCGCCGUCGGUGCUCAACGCCACCGCGAUCCUUAACCUCGUCUCGCUGUACUAUCUCACAGCGAGCAUCGAGUCGUCCGUGUGGCACUACGCGCUCAAUCUGCACGGGUUCUCCGGCGUGUACACGAAGGCGCCCACCAGCGCCCCGAUGUUUUUCACGCAGUAUCAGUACAACGUCGGGUUCUGGCCGAAGGAGUGGGCGGCCAAGGUGGGGAAUCUGGUCUCGUACAAAGGUAGAGAACAUUUCACCCCGCAGGCGUUGCAGAGCGGCAGCUGUGUCGUGGGAUCGCGCCUCCACAGCGGUGUGCGCGUCGUCCCGCAGUGCUCGCACUUUUUGGUGGAUCCCGAAGAGGAAGAGGAGGAGGAGGAGGAAGAGGAGGAAGGGGAGGCGCCGGCGGGGAACUCGGGGAUCGAGGGUGACAUCUGGGAGGUGCCCUCGACCGAACAUUCGACCCUCGCCCGAAACGAUGAUCUGCCUGGCCCUCAUCGGAAGCCAAUCAGUGGGCGCACGCUUCGCACACAACUGAGGGUCUCCUCAAUAUUCCUCAGCCCUGGCUAUUCACUGCUCGCGCCUAUUCCGUCCGCAGGCACGUCAUUUUGGAGCCCACCGCGAGGGGAUUUCAACAUAGAUUCUGGUGCCUCUCGCAGUCUGCGACACAACAAUCAUUCUGAGCUACGUCGCACGCUCCGUGAAGAGCUAGCUGUUGCUCUCAACGACCCCACAACUCUCUCUUUCGACGACGAACACCUCUUUGACAUUGUCCCCAGCGCCCUUGCACAACACAACAACCUCUCACCGCAUUCCCUGAGCUCUCCAACGCUAUCCUGGCUCUUUGAUUCGCCUCCAACAACGCGUUCACCAUCCCCCCUUCACAACACGAAUAUUCCUUCUCAAAAUAUGGCUACUCCCACUCCCAUGCCAGCCAGAGGCGAUCGAAACGCCCCAGUCUUUGAUUCGUCCAAGCCCCACGAGUUGCGCCGUUAUUUCCUCGAUCUGGAGUUCCUUCUAGCUCGAUCUGCCGUCACUGACACUGCCCAAAUGAAGGGGCAUGCGGUCAGAUUCCUUUCCGUCGAAGAUCAGGAGAUUUGGGAAGGUCUACCGUCAUUCUCAGACGCCAACAAAUUGUACCACGACUUCAAAUUGGACGCCCUCAGCCUCUACGCAGGGAACGACACAGAUCGUCGUUUCAGCCUCGACGAUUUGGACAUGCUCGUUGGGCAGACAUCUCGCAUGGGAAUCCACACAAAGGACGACCUCACACAAUUUUAUCGACGAUUCCUACACAUCACAACAUUCCUGAUUAGCAAACAACGACUCUCUGUGGCAGAACAGAGCCGAUUUUUCCUUCGAGCUAUGAAUCCAGCCUCGUUGUCCGUCUCAGUUCGCCAGAGACUUCAGAUCAAGAAGCCAGACGUUCACCCUGAGGAUCCAUAUGAUUUGUCAGAUCUGUACGACGCUGCUAAAUUCGUCCUUUCAGGAUCAUCGACCUUACUUCCUGGAAUGCCCACGUCUCAGCCCGGAACCGAGCUCACAAUCAAAUCAGACCCUGGAAUUACUGCACUAGUUUCAUCCGUCUCAGAUCUAGUUCGAAUAAUCGCUGCUCAACACGCCAAUCCUGGUGCCCCAGCACAAUCACAGUCCGCCAACGCCCUGCCCCGCCGUCGCCGUCCUGAUGGCUGCAGUUAUUGCAGUGAUCUCGAGCAUUUUAUCAGCCAAUGUCCCCACGUUUCGACAGAUAUUCGAGACGGAAAAUGCCGCCGCAAUGUGGAUGGGAAAGUCGUCCUCCCCUCAGGCGCAUAUGUGCCAAAUAUUGUCCAAGGAAAGGAUCUUCGAGAGCGCAUUCAGAAGUGGCAUGAAGCGAACCCAGGUCAGGCAGCAGCUCCGCAGAUGAUUUUGGAAGUUUCUCACCAGAAUUUGCUGUCUUCUGCGGCGCCUGGGCUCGUUCAAACGUUCAAACUCACGGACAAAGAACGAAUGGCAGUUCUGACGGCUGAAAUUAAUCAACUACGCACACGGGCCCAAGCUAAACGCGCUAUGGAAGUUGCUAAUCAACCAGAAGUCCCUGAACGCACUAUUCCACCGGCGGUAGCGCGAAAUCCAGUCGUUCCACCUGUUCCAAUCGAAACCGUCCCUCCUGCGACCGCCCCUGCUGCUCCAGUUGCCCCGCCUCAACCCCCAUUCCAUCCGUACGCCGCAGCUCGUGAUGGCGCUUACGCACCGCCCAAAGAACGAAAUGUUGGGAUUCCAGCGCAGAAAUCACAACCCCCACGCUCUUCGGCUCCGAUCUACAACCCCAAAGAUGCUGCAGCUGUUUUCGACGCCAUUUUGGACAUCCCUGUCACCCAGACGCUUCGCCAGACCCUGUCGAUUGCCCCAGAAGUCCGUGCUCAAUUCCGCGAAGCCACUAGUUUCCGUCGUCCCCCUGCCAAGACUGGCGAGGCAGUGCCUCAAUUCCUGCAUCCUGUCACUGAUAGCACGCCCUACGACCUUCCAUAUGCUCAGGACGACUCAGAUUUGGUCGAAAAACCAGACGUUGCCCCCAGACGCUUGGGUGGUCCCAGAUAA
Molecule: messenger RNA, 3528 nt
Organism: Mycena citricolor
Lineage: Eukaryota; Fungi; Basidiomycota; Agaricomycetes; Agaricales; Mycenaceae
Source: the annotation of a GenBank genome assembly